Messenger RNA from Tribolium madens (black flour beetle), 4853 nucleotides. It is a transcript of the gene Ptp99A, whose product is annotated as tyrosine-protein phosphatase 99A. The record is from RefSeq and is a predicted model, not a curated record. Bases 208 to 3969 code for a protein of 1253 amino acids. The transcript is spliced from 16 exons. Gene Ontology annotation, molecular function: protein binding; protein tyrosine phosphatase activity. NCBI's taxonomy places the organism in Eukaryota, Metazoa, Arthropoda, Insecta, Coleoptera, Tenebrionidae. Gene Ontology annotation, biological process: protein dephosphorylation.
UGUUCGCUUGUAAUAUUGGAAAUCGUCAGUACAUUUGCACACGCGACCCGAUGCGACAAGAAGCGCGCUAUUUUAUUCUUGAUUAAUUAAUCCGAUACGAGAGAUGUGUUCUUGUUCCCGGUGUUUUUGAUAUGUGAGUGCGGUUUAAGAUGCAAUGAGAUGAUGGCAUGUGGGACUUCACUGUGGUAACUCGGUGCAGUCGGCACUAUGUGGACGUUUCUCUGCUAUUUUACGGUCCUCGCAGCGUGGAUCUUCGCCUUCGAAAAGCGCAUCUUCGAUGUAACAAACCUGCCUGUCCAAAGUAUCAUCAUCAAAGCGGGCGAAAACAAAUCUCUUGCUUGUCCUGGAGUAAACGAACACUCUUUAGUGAUAGCCUUAGAAUGGCUCUCUCUAACUCACAACGUCAAGCUGGUGGAGUUCAUGAGUGAUUCUACAACGGUCUGGGUUAAUCAGCAUCGCAUUGCACUUCUUCCUGAUACUUUCGGAUUAAGUUUUCAUCCCGCAAUUGCCGAGGACAGUGGUGACUAUGUUUGUUUAGUUAAUAGCAGACCCAAACCGGAUGGCAUCGUUCGUCUCAUAGUGCAAGAUGUGCCUGAUGCGCCGGGUCGCCCUCUUAUCGUCAGCUUUACAUCUAGGUCGGUCAACCUCUCAUGGGCCCCCUCGCAAGACACGCACCACAGUCCAAUCACUCACUAUAUCAUCCACACUCGGGUUGGCGAGAACGGCGAAUGGAAUGUGAUAGAUGAAAUUCUUACUCCGAACAACGAGAGCAGUUACCAAGUUACAAGCUUGCACCCUUACACAGUGUACAGUUUCAGGGUGGUAGCAGUGAAUGCGAUGGGGGCCAGUCAGCCAAGCAAAGAGUCCUAUUACAUGGUUACACUUCGAGAGGCUCCCGCGGGAAAACCGACGAUCACAACUGCGCAUAAUACCUCGUCGACAGCAUUACACAUCAGCUGGCGACCUCCUCACCAUGAGACCAUCCACGGCGAAUUUUUGGGCUACCGUAUAGCAUAUCGGCCGAGGGACAGAGGAGAUGAAGCUUUCAAAGAGAUAUACAUCCGGGACCCGAAUGUAGAGAGUCACACUAUACAAAAUUUGGAGACCUACACCCAGUAUCUGGUUUCGCUCCAGGUAUUCAACCCCGAAGGACCCGGGCCCAAUACUACAGUCUUGGUCAUGACCGACGAAGGAGUGCCUAGCAAGCCGCGAGAUCUUACUGUUUUGGAAGUUUCCUCUAAUACCAUCAUGCUCAGAUGGACCCAACCUGAAAAACCCAAUGGGGCCAUAGAAGGAUACAGAGUUUAUUACAUGUAUAACAACUAUACGUCAGUUGACAUGAACAGAGAUAGAAUUAAACCUGUAUCGCCUUAUAUCACAUACAACUUAACCAACUUAAAACCAUAUACUGAAUACAAAAUAUGGGUUAAGGCAUUUACCAGGAACCACGAGGGAGAACCAUCUGAUCCUAUAUUCAAUACAACUGAUAUCAGCGGGCCAAGCUCACCAAAAUUAUUAAACCUAACUUGCCAAACCCAAGAUACGAUAUUUUUCCAGUGGGCCAGACCAGAACAUUUUUAUUACUCUAUUGAUUAUUAUUAUAUUUAUAUUUAUUUAAAUGAUCGCAUUUGGAAGAACAUCUCUAUUGAAAGCUCCAAGGAGCAUCUAGAAACCUCGUACUCUGUGGAGAACGUAACAACGAACACCGAGUACCAAGUCCAGGUGCAGGCUUCUACGAGGAGCAACCGUACUAAGAGGAUAGUCAGGGGUCCUUUAUCCGAGCCCAAGACCGUUUACAUGCGUUCCGACUGCGAUAAAAUGCAAGAAUACAUGCGUCACACAACUCAUGAGUUGAGUGCUGGCGUACUAGCUGGUGUGAUUUGUGCCAGCUUUGCGUUUUUAUUGGCCGUAUCAGCUUUUAUUCUCUGGAGCGCGCAUCCUGUUUAUUUCAGAAAAUGCUUUCGCGUCUCUUACUAUUAUUUGGACGACCCCCCUUGUUCGGUUCCAACGGCUUCGCUGGACUGGAAUGCGCCCCCUGACGGGAACAGUGAGCAUAAAGGAGCCAUCCCGGUGCACCUCUUCCCUAAACACGUCGCCGAGCUGCAUGCUGAUGGGGAUAUCGGGUUUAGUAAAGAGUAUGAGGCUAUUCAAGCUGAGGCCACGACUGAUGAACACACUUCGGAACAUUCACAGCAUCCCGACAAUCGUGUUAAAAAUAGAUAUCUCAACAUAAUUGCUUAUGAUCAUAGUAGAGUUCAACUGCUCCAAAUGCCAGGACAGAAGAAAAAUAUCGAUUAUAUUAAUGCCAAUUAUAUUGAUGGGUUUCAAUGGUCCAAAGCUUAUAUAGGCACGCAAGGGCCACUGCCAUCGACGUUCGAUUGUUUCUGGAGGAUGGUGUGGGAGCAGAGAGUUAAUAUUAUCGUUAUGAUAACUAAUUUAGUGGAAAGGGGAAGAAGAAAAUGUGAUAUGUAUUGGCCCAAAGAAGGAACAGAAACAUAUGGUGUUAUCCAAGUUAAGCUAGUCAAAGAAGACAUUAUGGCAACUUAUACAGUGAGAACGUUGCAAAUUAAACAUCUUAGGGUAAGCCAGUUGAAUUGUGUAACACAUUUGAAACUUUCUCUUCAUCAGAUUAAGAAAAAGAAAGCAGCAAUGGCAGAGAAGUUAGUGUAUCAGUAUCACUAUACUAAUUGGCCUGACCAUGGCACACCGGAUCAUCCACUCCCAGUGUUACAUUUUGUUAAAAAAUCAGCAGCAGCCAAUCCUCCAGAUGCAGGACCAAUUAUAGUUCAUUGCAGUGCUGGUGUUGGUAGAACUGGCACUUAUAUAGUUCUAGACGCAAUGCUCAGACAGAUUCGUAGUCGGGGUGAAGUGAAUAUUUUCGGUUUCUUGCGCCACAUCCGUUCCCAAAGAAAUUUCUUGGUACAGACUGAAGAACAGUACAUAUUUAUCCACGAUGCCCUAGUUGAGGCAAUUGAAUCUGGAGAAACGAAUAUAAGCCGCGAGCAAUUCCCUCGUUAUGUUCAAAUGCUACAGAAUUUAAACUCUGAAGAAAAAAGUCAGUUGUGGAAACCAAUUGACGUUCAGUUUAAAUUAGUCACGAGUUUUCAAUGUAAAGACUUCAAUCUUGUUUCGGCAAAUAAAGUGAUAAAUCAGCCAAAGAAUAGGACUGCAAAUAUUUUGCCUGUGGAAAGUUCCCGUGUACAUUUAACUCCGAAACCGGGCGAAGAUGGUUCUGAUUACGUCAAUGCUACUUGGAUGCAAGGGUUCCACAGUUUACGUGAAUUCAUAAUAACGCAACAUCCACUCAAAACUACAAUUAAGGACUUUUGGCAAAUGGUCUGGGACCAUAACGCACAAACCAUUGUGAUGCUUAGCAUUAUUGAUAAUCAAGAAUUUGAGGUGUUUUGGCCUAUGGAUCAAGAAACAGUCGAUGCAGAAAGCUAUAAAGUUAAAUUAGUUAACGAACAAGCACAAUCGACUUACGUUACAAGAGACUUUACAAUGCAAUCGCUUCAAGACGAUUAUGAAAUACCUGUCAAGAUGAUUCAUUGUACUAAUUGGCCACAUCACUGCUGCAGUAUUGCCGAGAUUUAUCAUCUACCAAAUACAGUUUUGGAUAUGGGGAUCCAGAAUGGACCUAUUGUCGUAGUUGACAGGUUUGGUGGUACCGAGGCGGCGUCUUUUUGCGUAUUAACAACGUUGAAGAAACAUUUGAUGUACGAUAAUCACGUGGACGUGUACAUGUACGCGAAAUUGUAUCACAAUAAAAGGCCUGGGAUCUGGGGUUCCUGUGAUGAUUAUUUGAGGCUCCAUUUAGCAGUUCAAACGUUAUGUAGUCCGCCAGAGGGCACGCCCGACUUGUACGCAAUGACAAAUGGGGCGUUGAAUGGAUCUUUGUCAAAUGACUGUGUGAGAGUACCUCCUGAAGAAGCUCCUCUAAUAUCCCAGGAUGUUAUGAAGUGUAACUGAUAAUGAUUUCACUUGAGUUCGCACUUUUGCAUAUUUUUGUUAUUGUAAGUGGACAAUAGUGCUUCAAAAGGAAAGGGUACUAAGUUCUCAGUUGAUGUUGAUAGAGCCAAGUGAAAUAAUGUGAUGCACUAUACCGACUAUUCGUUUAUUACAAUUAUUUGCCUCCAAUAGACUCAAGAUGUAUAAAAAUGUAGUUAAGUGUAAAAAGAUAUGCGUGAACAUGAAUCAGAUAUUUAUAUAAUAUGUGCAGUGUAGAAUAAUUCAGUAUUUAUGUAAGUGUAUAGACUUAGUUUUUGUAUGAUAUUGAUUUGUAAGAAGAGUACAUCGAUCAUGUAAAACAUUUUGACUUGUUCUGGACCAAUUUAGUGAUUAAAUAUAAAUUCUCAAGGUCCUUCAAGACAUGACUGCUCACAACGUCUUGCAAGGUGUCUACUGACAUUGGCAUGGCUCUUCUCAUUUUAUACUGUAGCAACGGCUUAUUGAAUAGAAUAGUAUCCGUCCACCAGGCGAUGUGUCACUCAACCCAACUCACUAGACACCUUUCAAGUCGUUAUAUCAUGUCCAAAACAUAUACAUAUAUAUAUUUUGGAUGGCGCAUUCUUAUUAGGAACUGUUCAAUUUUAAUUAAAUUUCAACUUGUUGAAAUUUACUUGGUUUUACUAUUUUUAAAUUAUAUUAUUUUUUCUAAUUACGCGACAAGUUGAUAUUUAAUUGUAUGCGAGAUUAUUAAGGAGUGUCAAUAUACCAUCAUUUUUAAAGCAAAUUUAUUUUAUUUUAACUGCAUUGAAUCUUUAUAAUAUUUGUGAUGAUCAAACUGUAGUACUCUUUAAAAAAACGUUUUUCAUCACCUUGUGUAUGUUGCAUUAUAUUUGUGUUAAAUAAAA